This is a messenger RNA of Oenanthe melanoleuca, 1499 nucleotides long. RefSeq names its product DnaJ heat shock protein family (Hsp40) member B11 (gene DNAJB11). Gene Ontology annotation, biological process: protein folding; protein maturation. Gene Ontology annotation, cellular component: endoplasmic reticulum. Lineage: Eukaryota; Metazoa; Chordata; Aves; Passeriformes; Muscicapidae. The record is from RefSeq and is a predicted model, not a curated record. The transcript is spliced from 10 exons. The coding region runs from base 108 to 1184 and encodes 358 amino acids. Gene Ontology annotation, molecular function: misfolded protein binding.
CCCGCUCUGCCAUUGGCUGGCGGCGGCCGCCGGGGCCGCGGCGCUGCGGAGCUGCCUGGACGCGCCGCUGCCGCCGCUCCCCCUCAGCCGGCAGGGCCGGGCCCGCCAUGGCCCCCGCCUGGAUCGGCCGCCUCUGCCUCCUGCUGCUCUGCCUCUGCGGGGAGGCCGCCGCGGGGAGAGACUUCUACAAGAUCCUGGGGGUGUCCCGCGGCGCCUCCAUCAAGGACAUCAAGAAGGCCUAUCGCAAACUGGCGCUGCAGCUCCAUCCCGACAGGAACCCCGACGACCCCCGGGCGCAGGAGAAGUUCCAGGACCUGGGCGCUGCCUACGAGGUGCUGUCAGAUGAGGAGAAGAGGAAGCAGUACGAUGCCUAUGGAGAGGAGGGCCUGAAGGAUGGGCACCAGAGCUCCCAUGGAGACAUCUUCUCCCAUUUCUUUGGGGACUUUGGAUUCAUGUUUGGAGGAAACCCACGCCAGCAAGACAGGAAUAUUCCCCGAGGAAGUGACAUCAUCGUGGACCUGGAGGUCACACUGGAGGAGGUGUAUUCAGGAAACUUUGUAGAAGUUGUCAGGAACAAGCCAGUGGCAAGACAGGCACCUGGCAAACGGAAAUGCAACUGCAGGCAGGAGAUGAGAACCACCCAGCUGGGGCCUGGGCGCUUCCAGAUGACUCAGGAAGUCGUUUGUGAUGAAUGUCCCAACGUCAAGCUGGUGAAUGAGGAGCGGACGCUGGAAGUGGAGAUAGAGCCAGGAGUGAGGGAUGGCAUGGAGUAUCCCUUCAUUGGGGAAGGUGAGCCCCACGUGGAUGGGGAGCCAGGAGAUCUGCGAUUCCGAAUAAAAGUUCUUAAGCACCCAGUGUUUGAAAGGAGAGGAGAUGACUUGUACACAAACGUGACAAUCUCGCUGGUCGAGGCACUGACAGGCUUUGAGAUGGAUAUUGCCCACUUGGAUGGGCACAAGGUUCACAUUGUGCGGGAUAAAACCACAAAACCCGGCGCCAAGCUGUGGAAGAAGGGAGAAGGUCUUCCAAACUUUGAUAACAACAACAUCAAAGGCUCCCUGAUCAUCACCUUUGAUGUGGAGUUCCCCAAGGAGCAGCUGACAGCUGAGCAGCGGGAAGGUCUCAAGCAGCUGUUGAAGCAAGGAUCAGUGCAGAAGGUCUACAAUGGAUUGCAGGGAUAUUGAUGUGUGGAAAAAUUGGACUUCCCUGGAAAUGCAAAGUCAGAUUUGUUUGCAGUCUUUUCUCCUGCCCACUGUAGAAGGGGGAAGAGGGAGGGGGGCAAUGAUUGAGGUUUAGCCCAUCUUUGGUUUGUAAAUUAUGGAAGUGCUCAGAGUUUGGGGAAAUACUUUUUCAGGACACAACUGGUGCUGCCUAUCAUGUUCCACGUCCUGGAACAACAGAGAUUCCUUGAGCAGGAAAACAUAGGUGGGGGGAAAAGAGUUUUAAAUUCCACACAGAUUGGAAUUUCUGGUUUUUAAAUAUAUUUUGAUGUGACUUUU